Molecule: messenger RNA, 9590 nt
Organism: Mobula hypostoma (lesser devil ray)
Lineage: Eukaryota; Metazoa; Chordata; Chondrichthyes; Myliobatiformes; Myliobatidae
Product: PH and SEC7 domain-containing protein 1-like
Exons: 18
Coding region: 167-3772 (1201 amino acids)
Biological process (GO): regulation of ARF protein signal transduction
Molecular function (GO): guanyl-nucleotide exchange factor activity; phospholipid binding; protein binding
Source: RefSeq, a predicted model, not a curated record
AAAGGCUUGUGUGAUGCAUGCUGAAAGGAGAGGGGUCACGAGGGAAAUUAUGCGAUUACAAGGUUGGGGAGCAGAUACUACUCAAGGACGGAAGGACCAUUCACCACUGCUGCCUGCCCCUUGCUUGUGACGAGAUUGGACAUAGGUGGCACAGAACACUGAAGUCAUGACUUUCUACAUGGAGCUGAGAACUGCUCCCUCCGGAAAUUGUGUUAAACUGCCUUGUGAUUCGCCAGGGCUGGGCAACUGGAAAGCUGCUCGAUAUGAUGCCACUACCCAAUCGCCGUGCCGCGUCUCAGCCAACUCCCUGAGCCCCAGACCCCACAUUCAGAGGCGCAGCCUGCCGCCGGAUUCCAGAGUCGACCUCUUGGGCUUGCCCGGCCGAGCGAAGGGCAUGUCCUCGCUGGUCCGCACACAGUCAGAGACCAACCCCUUUCGGGAAACGACCCCCAGCAGCCCGGGGAGGUCCACUGCUCCCACCUCUCCAGUGGGCAUCAGGACUCGCUCUUUCUGCCCCGUUACCUUGGAGAACACAAUCAAAAAGGUGGGCGUCAGCGCCAGAGGUAAAAGCUCAGUGGUUACUUUCAGCUAUAUUGAAAAAUCCAAGGUGAAGACCAUUGUUAAUCCCCUCAAUUCAUCAAUGGUUCCUCGGGACACAAAACCUCCUUCCACCUCAGUUGGAUAUAGAAGUCCAUCUCCUGGGCGCAAAAUGCCAGGUCUUGCAUCAAAACUGCCUCAGAUGGGAAGUCUAGACACAGUGACUCUGGGAGCCUCCAGCAGACCAUCAGACAGAAUGGUUUCCAACCAAGGCUCAGCUCUCUUGCUUGGCAGUGGAAGCCCAGUGUGUUCUGAUGCUCAAGAUUCCAGCGUUGGCCUCCGAAAUGGGAAUAAAAUAGACCAUGUGCUCACUUCAAAGCCAACGCAGACCAGGAGUUUGAACCUAGGAACAAAGCCAAUGACUGCUUCCCCUUUCAAUGACAAUUCCAUCAGUAAUGGCAUCCUAUCCAAUCACAGCUCAGAUCUCUCAGUUGGAAGGGAGAGUCCUAACAGUCCCGGCUUCAAACAGGCAUUCUCCUGCACAUGGGCCAGGGAGCAUUCCGAGCGGGCUCAGAAGAUCGCAAAGGCCAGGCGAGAGUUCUUCUAUGGGACAUCGGAGCCACAAGCCCCGGAGGAUAAAGGAGAAUCUGGAAUCCAGCAACCAUUGGCAAAUCUGCACAUUACUGAAAAGAAUGAGGCAGCAGAGGAGAAGCAGAAGGAGCCAUUCACUGGUGGACCCUCUCAGGCGUGUAAGCCAGUCUGUCAUGGCUUGGGAGAGGUGCAGAGUGAUCUGAAGGGCCCACCUUUGCCAAAUGGGAAUUGCUCGGCAGGAGACGCAUCCAGAGAGACCAGAUACUCAGAGACAGACUUGGAUGCCGUGCCGGUAAGGCGCUACCAGGAAACCAACCUGGAUGAAGUCAUGGCUGAGUACGAGACAGUCAGUCCCGACAAGUGUCAGAGUCCACACCUGCCAAGCUCAGUGGUUGGAUGUGAUGCCCAGAGAGACCAUGCUCCUCCUCCCGUGGAGACCGCGAUAGAUGGCAGUCCUGGGGGUGGGGAGGAGAGCAGAGAAGAGCCCAAAGACCCUGAGGAUGAAGUGUUCUACGGGUCCUGUUCUGCUGUCGCUGACAGGUCACCAGACACAGAGGUCAAAAACCUUCUUCCAUCUGUUGCCCCGGUCAGUCUUUCCAGAAGCCUCUCUGAAGACGGCACUGACACCUUCAGCAAACAAUUUGAAUGCAUCCUGGAGUCUCACUGUGCCAAAGGCACCUCCUACACCAGCCUUGACUCAGUGGAAAUUCUGGCCUCCCCCAGAAGAAGCCAGGGGAAUUACUUCACCUUUGACUUUCCAACCCUAACCUCAGAAAUCCAGGAACAGAUUAAGCAGAACGCCCGUCUGAUCGAAGAGAAGUUCUUAACUUGGAGCAAUGCUAGUUCAUCCACAGGCUCCAGAGGGGACUUGAACCAGCCAGAAAGCCCCAAGUCACAGGGGUCAAGAGCAGACAGGAAUCCAAACGCCAAUCCAAUGGUGGGCUACAGCAAGUCCGAGAACCUUCUCAGCAGGCGCCAGCUCUACACAGGCAACCAUUUACUCAAGGGGGUUCUUGAAAUGGGCGCCGAUGAACCAAAGUCAGAUUAUUCAUCCAGAUGCUGCUGGUCCAUUGCAAGAGAGAGAAGAAGAGGCUGCAGGCACCGUCCAAGUGACAGCAAUUUGAACCACUUGGUGGUGGACUCAGAGUCCGAGAUGGACAGUACUGAACAGCUGGCGUUGGGAAGCACUGACACUUUGGCCAAUGGCAACAAGACUGACCAAGAGGCUGCCAAACGACUGGCCAAACGCCUCUAUUACCUGGACGGGUUCAAGAGGUCAGAUGUGGCUCGACACCUGGGGAAGAAUAAUGACUUCAGUAAGAUGGUGGCUGAGGAGUACCUUCGAUUUUUCGACUUCACGGGACUGAGCUUGGACCAAGCACUGAGGGUAUUCUUGAAGGAGUUUGCACUUAUGGGAGAGACACAGGAGAGGGAGCGAGUGCUGAUUCACUUUUCACAUAGAUACCACCAGUGUAAUCCGGACACCAUCUCUGCAGAGGAUGGCGUACAUACACUUACUUGUGCACUGAUGCUGCUAAACACAGACCUUCAUGGACAUAAUAUUGGCAAAAGGAUGUCCUGCUCUGACUUCAUCUUGAACCUGGAAGGAUUGAAUGAUGGAAAAGAUUUCCCCAAAGAUUUGCUCAAGGUUUUGUACAGCUCGAUCAAAAAUGAGAAAUUACAAUGGACAAUUAAUGAGGAGGAGCUGCGUAAAUCCUUGUCUGAGUUGGCCGAUGAAAGGGCAGACCCAGGCCUGAAGACCAUGAAGCGGAUCAGCAGUGGCAGCAACCCGUUCCUAGACAUCAUGCAGGACCCCAAUGCUGCCACGUACAAGCACGGCUUCCUGGUGCGCAAGGUGCACGCUGAUUCCGAUGGGAAGAAAACUCCCCGGGGCAGGAGAGGCUGGAAGACCUUCUAUGGUGUGCUGAAGGGGAUGAUCCUCUACCUACAGAAGGAUGCAUACAAGUCAGAUAAGCAGUUGUCAGAGGAAGAUCUGAAGAAUGCCAUCAGCAUUCAUCACUCACUGGCAGUACGGGCAUCCGACUACAGCAAGAAGCCCAACGUCUUUUACCUAAAGACGGCAGAUUGGAGAGUCUUUCUGCUGCAAGCCCCGAGCUCAGAGCUGAUGCAAUCCUGGAUCACCCGUAUAAACCUGGUGUCGGCCAUGUUUUCAGCUCCGCCAUUUCCUGCGGCCAUUGGUUCCCAGAAGAAGUUCAGCCGGCCUCUGCUUCCCACCGCGGUGACCAGGCUGUCCCUGGAAGAGCAGAUAAAGGCUCAUGAAGCCAGGCUGAAGGCGAUGACUGCAGAUCUGGCUGAGCAUCAUUCAGUCCCUCCCGACAAGAAGGCGAAGACUAAAGAGCUGGAGGAAUACAAACAGAAAGAGGAAUACCUGGAAUUUGAGGAGAUGCGGUUCUGCACGUACGUCUCACUGCUUCGGUCCAAGCUGAAAGCUGGAACCGACGACCUGGACAAGUUUGACGCCACCCUGUUCGACACAGCCGAGAGCGAGGGAAAUGGCCUGAAGAAGUCUCGCUCGAGCCCUUCCCUUAACUUGGAGCAGCCGGCGGCUGCGAUCAGAGUCAAGCGGAAUACGUCGGAACGCAGGAGCAAUCGGCACCAUGCCAGCACCAAGCACAAGCUAUAACGCACGGUUAGUCGAGCCCUGCACUGAGAGACUGGGUAGUGCAUCGUGCGUUCAGAAGCAACUUAAGGACAGUAGUAUAGAUCUGAUGGUACUCCUCCUUUGGUUGACGCAUGACAGACUCAAGGACUGGAUACGAUGUAGAAAUGGUUCUUGUUGCAGAGUGCAGACACUGUGACUUUCGGCGAUGGGUUGGGCUCAGUGCAACACUCUUGGGAAGGGGAGUGGCGAGCCGGCCACGUCUUGCAUCCGUCCACGAGAAAGCAAGACCUGGACCCCCCACCAACUUGUACUCUUAUUUGUCAAUCGCGAGCCACCUCUUCCUGCAAAGGGCUCUGUACUUUUCCCUCGACCAAUGGCGGAGGAAGGAAGGGCCGCCCUUUGCAGUGAAUGAGCCCAGAUUCCAUUGUGUUCCUAAUGCAGUGGCUGAAUAAGUAUGUUUCUGUUGGAUAAGGGGGGCACGGAGGCCCAGAGAGACACGGGGCAGCGGGGACGCACUUUAGUUUGUGCCUCUGACGUUAAGCCGGGGGCAACUGGGGAAAGGCUUCCGAAACUCCAGCAAUGGAGGCCGAGGAAAUGGGCUGUUCGUGCCCUUGCAGUUCUAACAAUUGCACACCAGCACUGGUGACGAGCCAAUAGCCUUGUUGUGUCAGCAGACUUCAACUUUAUUUAUUUUGUACUUCCCUUCCUCCUCUCCUUAUCCCCCAGCUGUCUGUACCUGCUUUCUCCCCCCUUGUGAAUGUUAAAUUAUUUCCGCGGAAAACGUCCGUUGAAUGCGUGUUUUAUGAAACGGGACCUCAGAAUGAAUAGGGGACUGGUUUUAGCACCUCCUUUUCUGUACAUGAUCAUGUCACACCGCUUACUAGACAGUUCAAUCCUGCUUCUGUCUGUUAUAUUGUUAGAAGUUCCCAGAUCUUGUUGGUGCUGGUUAAUUCUAAAGACAGAAGCUCAAUUCCAACCUGAAAGUUCCCAAUGGUCUAAAACGGUCAAUGGUGCGUGACACGGUGACAAUGGGGGCAGGUGAGCACUGUGUGUGACAGUAUGCACUACACACAAAAUGCUGGACGAAUUCAGCAGAUCAGGUGGACAUCUAUGGAAAUUGAUGCUUUGGGCCAAGACCUUCCAUCAGGACUGGUAAGGAAGGGGGAAGAAGCCAGAAUAUGAAGGUGAGGAGAGGGGAAGGAGCUAGAAGGCAAUAGGUGAAGCCAGGUGGGUGGGGGAGGGGGGUGAAGUAAGAAGCUGAGAGGUGAUAGGUGGAAAAAGCUGUAGGAGAAGGAAUAUGAUUGGAGAGGAGAGUGGACCAUGGGAGAAAGGGAAGGAGGAGGGGGUCCGAGGGGAGGCGAUAGGCAGAUGAGAAGAGUUAAGAGGGUGGGUGGCAAUGUAUACAUAAUGUGUGUCAUUGCAUGAAGAAGGAAGAUAUGUAGUACUAGUAGGUGUUGAGUUAAGUAUGACGUUCUCCCAAGAGGUUUCUCCUUGAUGAAGAAAGCCUGUGUGUGACUUCAUUUAGCGAGGCUGAUGCAUGGGCAACCGCCACAGGGUCCUUGACAGAUUGGGGUCAGGGUUCAGUGGCAAAGCAUCCAAGGUGAUUGAGGACCCUUCAUCGCAGCAGCCUUCCUCCACGCUCAGUGCUGUUGCAAUGCUUCAUCAUCUUCUGCCAGCCACCAAUGAGGUCUUGGUUGGAUCACUCUUUGUCUGGACCCUCCUCCUUGACUUCACUGCCGUGGGUGACUGCACCAGGAGCUAAGCUCUUGGGAUCUCCACCAUGACAAGGUGACAACCCUCAGAAAGGGGAAGAUAUAUAUUUUGUGGCAAUGCAACUAUGGGGGCAGGUGUGUACUUUCUGCAGAAGAUGUAGUGCUCUGUGAAGUCCAUGUGGGCAGCUGUGCACUCUGGAGCAGACAGACAGAACAGUGUGGACAGGUGUGCAUUGUGUUCCCGAGCAACCAGCACGGCCACCCUGAUGAGCUUCCUUGCCCGGCCUGUUGAUUUCCUCCAGCAUUUUGUGUAUGUUGCUUGGAUUUCCAGCAUCUGCAGAUUUUCUGUCUUGUGUUCCUUGCCUUUGCUGAGGUUUAGGGUUAGGUAGGAAUGGGCUGCCGAAUCACAUGGUGGGUUUUCCGCCAUUGUGUGGGACUGAGGGGGGCCCAGCUUACAGUGCUACUGGGGGCUGGUCAUAUCCUGGUUAUCAUCAGGUUGGGGGGAGGGGUAUUAGAAAUUCAAAGUAAAGGAGAGUCCUUUAUGUUUUCUCCAGUGUCCUGUAAGGUUGCGCUGGAUGGAUUGUCUGUUAUACUCUAGGGGACCAAUAGACUAUCUGAGUGAAUAAACACGAGAAAUUCUACAGAUGCUGGAUAUCCCGAGCAACACACACAAAAUGGUGGGGGAACCCAUGCCAGGCAGCAUCUACCCUCCUCACCUGAACAAUCGUUUUGGUGCAUGUUGUAUGAAAGUGAAAAUUACAGACAGAAAAGGACUGAUCUUGAGCAUUUGCUCCCACAUAUAGAGUGCUCCCGAAAGCAUGGUGAAUUUUGGCAUUGUCUCCCCAACAUUUGGACAGUAUUGGGUCCCAAAUAGUGAAACACUCCUUUCUUCAAAUGCCUCAUGGUCAUUAAAUUACCACUUCUGCACACAGUGGCUACUUUGUUAGGUGCAGGAUGGAACCCAGUGAGGUUGUCUGCUGCUAUAGCCCGUCCACUUCAAGAUUUGAUGUGUUGUGUACUCAGAGAUUGUCUUCUGCACGCCACUGUUAUAACGCUUGGUUAUUUGAGUUACUGUUGCCUUCCUGUCAGCUGGCCAUUCUCUGACCUCUCUCAUUCUCCCCCCAGAAUGCCACUCACUGGAUGUUUUAUUUUUUGCUUUUUGCUCCAUUCUCUGUAAACUGUAGAGACAUUUGUGCAUGAAAAUCCCAGGAGAUCAGCAGUUUCUGAGAUAUCUCCUCUGGCACCAACAAUCAUUCCAUGGUCAAAGUCACUCAGAUCUCAUUCCUUCCCCAUUCUGAUGUUCGAACUGAACUUCUUGACCAUGUCUGCAUGCAUUUUUGCAUUGAUUUCCUGCCUCAUGAUUGACUGAUUAGAUAUUUGCAUCAAUAAGCAGGUCUACCUGAUAUCAUGACUAGUUAGUGUAAUUGGAGGUAACCCACAUGAAACGAGAAAAAUGAGUUGGCAAGUUCUUCAGAGCAGAGUGGUUUACUAGAGCUAUAACCCACAGUGGGAUUUGAAGAAUUUUGCUGUUUGAACUCCUCAGCAUCCCACGUCUGAGAAUAAAUGCCAAGAAAUGGUGUGAGCCAACAUCCAGGUCUCAAGCUAAAGUUAUAUGUCUAGGUUAGUUGAUUUUGUUCAAAGUUCAAAGUAACUUUAUUAUCAAACUAUGUAUAUGCCACCAUACAUUUCCUUGCUGCCAUUCACAGCACAACAAAGAAAUAUAAUAGAAGCAUUGCGAAACCUACACACAAAGACUGACAACCAAUCUGCAAAUAAAAAGAAAUUGUAAAUAAAUAAUAUUGAGAACGUGAGUUGUAGAAUCCUUGGGAUUGAGUCCUUGAACUUUGAACUUAUUCUGCUGGAGACACAGGAUGGGAAGGGUAGCAACAAUCUGGACCUGCCAGCCAACCAAACUGCAGAUCACACCAGUCUGAUGUGUAAUCUGAUGCACCCAUUAGCCAGAGUUGCUGAUUGGUGGAGAGAAGGUGUCAUUCAUUGGGAGGCAGAGGGAGAUGAUAAGUGGAAAAGCAAGAUGCUGGAAUCUGAAGCAACUAACAAUCUGCUGGACGGUCGAGCAGCAACAGGACUUAAAUGAUGAGCAUUGUUGAUAGCAAGGUAUCCUUUUAUCUCUGGGCAAACUAAAGGGUGUUGUUAAGUCUUAUUUUAGUUUACUUUUGAAUUCCUCACCAGCACUUUGCCCUGUGUGAUUCCAGCUCUGGUUUGGUGCCAUCUAGGAUCUUGAGUAUGUUUAAUCCAUUCACCACUUCUAUGGUUUUUCCUCUGUAUCCUGCUCUCUUCCCUCACUGCUGUCCAUCACUGCCUUCUAUUUCUUAUCUCCUCCUUGGGUUUUGUUUCUUGCUUUACUGAGUUUGACAUGGUCUGUAUCGUUGCAAGUAACAGUUCUUUACAUCCUGUUGCCCACCAAGGAGUACAAUCUCUCCAGAUUCCAGGCCUCGGCAUCAAGCAGAGACCUCCGCUCUCUUCUGCCCAACUCUCUUACUCCCUCUCCCCUCCUCUGACCCUAUGUCUCACCCCAGUCCUGUCUUUACAAUCUCUGCAGAACCCCCAAUCUCCAACAGUGUCCGGUCAGUCCCCUGUGGAGGCUUCACUUUGUUCCUAUUUGCAUCUGAAUCUUGGGGGGUUGCUACCCUGUCUUGAUGCAGUAUUGAAGGCAACUGCAAUGUUUUCGUACAUUUCAAGAGGCCUAGAAUAUAAGAGCAAGGAUGUAUUGCUGAGGAUUUAUAAAGCAUUGUUCAGACCACAUUUGGAGUCUUGUGAGCAGUUUUGGGCUGCAUGUCAAAGAAAGGACAUACUGGCAUUGGAGAUGGUCCAAAGGAGAAUGACUUGGAAGGAUCCCAGGAACGAUAGGGUUAACCUGUGAGAAGCGUUUGAUGGCUCUGUGCCUGUACUCAUAGGAAUUUAGAAGAAUGAGGGGUGUCUCAUUGAAACCUUGUUCCAACUAUCCAUCAUACCAUCCACAUCUGGCCCCACCUAUCACCCACCGGCUUCUGUCCUCCUCCCUCCCCCACCUGGUUCCAUCUGCCAACCAUACUCAUCCACAUCGGGCUCCACCCAUCACUGGCCAGCUUCUGUCCUCCCUGUCCCACCCACCAUCCUCUGCCACACCCCACCAUCCAAUACACAAUGCCACAUACUGGCAAUCUUUCCUAUUUCCUCUUCAUCCUGAGACAGGGUCUCGACUUGCAACAUUGACAUACCCCUUCUGCCUCCACAGAUGCUGCUUGACUCUAUGAGUUCUUUCAUUCUUUCAACUCCAGGGCCUGAAUCCAUUGCAGUGGAACCUUGAAUAAAAAAGCAGCAAAUGUUGGAAACACUGAGAUCAUUCAGCGUCUUUGGAAAGAGGCAUUGUUAACUCUUCAUCUGAACAUCAACACCUUCUCUUUCUACAGACACUGCCUGACCUGCUGAUUGUUUCUAGCAAUUUCUGCUUGUAUGUCAGAUCUCCAGCAUCUGCGUUUUUUUUUUAUCUUUUUCUUUUGCAGAGUUGAAGAUGUUUGACUAAGACAGCUGGAAAUCUAAAAUCAGCAACAGGGGCAUUUCAGGUCGAUGACUCUUCUUUGGGAUAGCCCCAGGCAAGAGUCUUAAGAGUUCAGUGAGUUUUGCGUCAUUACGGAUGCUGACUUCAGUGAAGUGAGAUAUUCUCAGCCCAUUUUCUUUAAUUAGCCCAGUCAUUUAUAUCAUCAUCUCCAUUCGAGUGUAAUCUGGUGGCCUUAAUGAGAGGACUGCAGUGAGACUGCAGAAGGAUAAUAAGCAGGUUGUUGCAGUGAAGAGAUUGGUAGUGUUGGAGGGCAGAGAAUGAAGGCGAUUGAGAAAGGGAGGGAGACAUUAGUAAAGCAGGAACAGAGGUUAGGACAUUGAGAUGAAGAACUGUCACACUCUGAAACACUGACACCCAAUCCCCUUUUAUUAUUGUGAACAAAAAAGUUACCUGGACCCUCAGGAAAAAAAUUCAAGGAAUGAAUAGAAUGAUUCAAGUAAUGAAUCUGCUCGAGAGGAACCGUCGCCAUUUUAUGUCUCCUACAAAGCAAGGAACCUCUUCUUAAAUGUCGAUAGUUAUUUAAUGAUGACAACCAUUGUAAAACUGAAGGAAUACUGUUCAAUAAAGA